AUGACGGUGUGCAGGAUGCAACGCGGCCGGUGGAUCCUUCUGCUGAGUGUGGUGGCCCUUCAUGGAUUUUACAGCAACCUGCAGUUCAGGGCGAGGGGCAAUAUUCCGUGGAGUCAAACCGGUUCAGUGAAUCUGCUACUGACUGAAUGUGCCAUAUUGAGAAGCAAUAUGUUGCAGAGGUCACUUAGAAGUAUAAACACAAGUGACUUCCUGAGCUAUAUUAAUGACCUCCAGAGGUGUCCGUGGGAAUACAAUGUGUCCGAACAUAUUCAGAUCAAGUCCGAGCUUGCAGCAUGCUGUAAUACCUCCCACACUUUGCUCGUCACCCAGCAAAAUGCUCCACUAGGACAUAAACUGACUUAUGAGACUAGCCCAAAAAGACACAUUGUGGUCAAUGAAAACAUCUACCAAAUGCUCCCAAAGCUCAUAGUAGAGGCAUCACAAAAGCAGCAGCAAGACGAGGUGAAUGAUUGUAGAAGAAAUUCUCAGCUUAUAGAAAGUGAGAAGAAGAAUGUCCAGAAGCAAAUCCUGUGCACAAUAAUUACUCCACAUGCAAAUUUUAACAAAGAUCCUACAAGCCUAGAGCUGUUCAGUGAUUGUGUCCGUGUUCCUCCGCAGAUUUCCCCAUUCAUCGGGAAGCAGUUUGAGACCUGUGCUGUGGUCGGUAAUGGAGGCAUCUUACUCAACAGUUCUUGCGGUGAUGAAAUUGACAAGAUGGAUUAUGUCUUCAGGUUUAACUUGCCCCCUCUCCUCUUCAGGGACACUGGAGAAAAGUCGGAUCUAGUCAGCGCCAACCCCAGCAUCCUGGUGAAAAAGUUUGCAAAGCUUUCCGAAAGACGAAAACCCUUCAUCGACCUAGUGAAGAGUUAUGGUUCUGCAAUGAUCAUCUUGCCUGCCUUCUCCUAUGUGCACAACACGGAGCUCUCUCUCCGAGUACAACACUCUCUACAAGACUUUGACUUGCAGAACAGUGUUGUGUUCUUCCAUCCAGACUAUCUCACAAAACUGUCUACUUACUGGGAAACCAUGGGACUGUCGGCCAAACGUAUGUCCUCUGGGCUCAUGCUGGUCAGCGUGGCUAUGGAGGUCUGCAAGAAGGUGACACUGUAUGGGUUCUGGCCAUUUGCCCAAGACCCAGAAGGAAACCUAAUUCCUCACCACUACUAUGACGACAUCUGUCCAAAGCCUGGCUUCCACUCCAUGCCCGAGGAGUUCUAUUUCUAUACAAAGAUGCAUUUGAAGGGGGCACUGCAUCUAAAAGUUGGGAAGUGUUAGCUCAGGAUUGUGGUUUUAUUUUAUAUUUUGUUGAAAAUUUGCUUCAGUUGCAUUUUCUA
Pseudophryne corroboree (corroboree frog) is the source of this 1334-nucleotide messenger RNA. Its product is annotated as alpha-2,8-sialyltransferase 8F-like. Bases 1 to 1275 code for a protein of 424 amino acids. Gene Ontology annotation, molecular function: alpha-N-acetylneuraminate alpha-2,8-sialyltransferase activity. The record is from RefSeq and is a predicted model, not a curated record. Gene Ontology annotation, biological process: oligosaccharide metabolic process; N-glycan processing. NCBI's taxonomy places the organism in Eukaryota, Metazoa, Chordata, Amphibia, Anura, Myobatrachidae. The transcript is spliced from 9 exons.